AUGGCAUUUCUUGCUGAUGUGCUACCAAAGUUUGAAAAGAAAACUGAAAAGGAAAUUAAAGAAUAUGACACUAAUGAAUUAAGUGUUAUAACUACCGUAUUGGAAAAGAGACUAGUGUCGUCAUGGUAUGUUCCAUACAUUUCAGAGGAAAUUGGCUUUCCAUUUGCAUGUAAACAGAUAUUGGAUCAAAUUAUUGCAAAGGCAUUUGAGACAUGUAAUAAAAUUGAUAGUAAAGAUAUUUUUGUUGAUAUGUGUGCUAUAUUAACAAGUCACUUUAAAGAGUAUAAGAGAGCUCUUAAAAGACAUGAAACAUGCCCUGAUGAGACAGUAGAAUCACUGUACAAGAAAACACAUCCAAUAUUUAACGGCAAAAAUAAGAAGACGGCCUCGGCUGAUCAUUGUAUUGAUGUUCUGAGGAUUAUACUUAAAGAUUUGGUUCCAUGGGAAGUAUGGGAUACACCUUAUUCAGAACUGCUCGUAAGAAUUCUAGCUAAGAAGCUAGACACAUAUAUAGAUUCAACCAUCGCUAAUCCCGUUUGGUUGAAUGACAAGUUAAUAAACUUACUUACCAAAGAAAAGGCAACUAUAAAGACAGAAUCCGUAGAAAAAGAGCCUGAAAAUGUUGAAACAGUAAAAGAUGUUACUGAAAAAAAGGAAAUUGUUGAGAAAAGUAAUGAAAAUGUUGUUAUUGAAUCUACAGAGAAUGUUAAGAAAGUUACUCAGAAUGUUGAGGAAAAGGCGAAAGUUGAUACGAGUAAUGGAACAGAGUUAAGUGAUGUUAAGCCUGUGUUGAGACAACGGAGAGGCAGACAGGGUCGGAACGAAGUCAAAAUAUAUGACAGGAUCAUUGAAGGUAGUGUGAAAACUUGGGAGACAGAUAUGGACUUGCAGUGUAUUAGCGUGGGUCAAGAUUUACUGGCCAGUCUCGAUGAAAUGACCUUAAGCCGUCUUUGGGGUCAGGAAGAGGCAGAACAUAGUCCCAAUAUGAGAACAAUAUCACCACAACCAUUGUGGUUUGGCGAGGAAGAUAAUGUUGAACUAGAUCUGGAUUUGGUUCAAACCAAGAAGGAUUCCAGCCCAAAGCCAGCUGAACUUCUGCGAGACCUGCAAAGUACUGUACACCAGGCGAAGGCCAAGAUAGGAGAUCUGCAGGUCCCGUACAUAGAUGUGACCUACAACAACAGUGAUGAAGCGGCUGGUAUGAUGGAAGGUCUUUUAGAUAAAGGCAUAGCUGGCAUUAAGAAAGGACUUAGAUUCACCGGACUUAGUGAUGAUUCACAGGAAAAACACGACAAAUCACCAGCACACAAGGGAAGUGAGAAGGUUUCUCCAGAACUACAGAGACAUAGACUGAAAACAGAAGUUAGCGAGGCGCAAGAAGCUUAUGCUACUAUGGGCACUCCUAAAGAAGACAAUCUGAUGCAUCAGCUGGUCAAACAACAGAGAGUCAGCUCGCAGGACAGUGUGUUGUCCCGCCCCCCUCCCUCCCCUCCCAGCCCUCCAUCACCGGAGCCGCAGUAUGAAGAAGCAGCCGACCUGUCCGCCUCCAUAGCUAAGCUACGUUCAUUGCUGCAACACGCCGGCCCAAGACCGGAAGAGGUCUGGUGGGAAGGCGCUGAGGAAACACGAGGGAGGCAAGCGACCAAUAUAACUAGACCUCCCGACGCAGCUGCGUUAGCUGAUGAAUAUGAUAUGGAGAGGAACGCGUCCCCGGGACAGACCAGCAAUAACAUGCAGAGACUAGACAAAUUGUUCACUCGCACAGUGACGGGUGUAUUUAACUCCAUCCGCACGGCGGUGGGUGCGGAGGGCGAAGUUCCCGCGGGAGUCAGCGCCGGGGGCGGAGCCCUAGCUGACUGGACUUAUGUUAGCACAUCACCUGAACUCAGCGUGUGUUCAGCCGCGGGUCGCCUGGUGGGGUCUCGCCGCGCCCUGUGGCAUGUAGACUCAGCUUUAGACUCACUACAUCAGUUGGAGACCAAACAUGAAGAGAAGUUAGAACCACUGGAGCUUGAGGAAUGGCUGUGUGUGUACGGUAGUCGCUGGGCAGGCCUGCUGGAGGUAGCCACGUCUGUGGGGCUGCUGUCCUCACACCUCGCUUACAGGCUCUCCGCUGUGAUAUGUGCCGAUAUAGCGGAAUCUCUAAUAGCGUCGUGGCUAGAUGACUUGUCGAACUGGCUGAAGAAGCAGGUGUUCAUUUACUUCGAACAGCUGGCAGCUAAUAACGAAACAGAAGAAAUACCUCUCAGAGACUUAGAUGUUGAUGAAACUUGCAAGAUUAUACUGGAGAAUAUUCCAGCGUGGUGUAUAUUGAGUGAGGAGCGCGCGCGUGUGUGUGUCCGUACGUGCGUCCUCAGCAUGCAACACGCGUCUGUACUCAAAGAUGUUGUAUAUAGAAUGAUGGACGCGCUCGCGGGACGAGCGACGACCGCCGGGCAGCACUAG
Danaus chrysippus (African queen) is the source of this 2445-nucleotide messenger RNA. The record is from the annotation of a GenBank genome assembly. NCBI's taxonomy places the organism in Eukaryota, Metazoa, Arthropoda, Insecta, Lepidoptera, Nymphalidae.